Molecule: messenger RNA, 1363 nt
Organism: Rhagoletis zephyria (snowberry fruit fly)
Lineage: Eukaryota; Metazoa; Arthropoda; Insecta; Diptera; Tephritidae
Gene: Cpr92F
Product: cuticular protein 92F
Cellular component (GO): chitin-based extracellular matrix
Molecular function (GO): structural constituent of chitin-based larval cuticle
Source: RefSeq, a predicted model, not a curated record
AUGUUCGCAAUUAUAUACUAUCUAAUUUUAGCAGCGUUGCUGGUAUCUUCAUGCACCGCAUCCCUGCACGGUGCAGUUUCAACACAAUUUCAACAACUAGACCCUCAUGCACAUACCUACUCAUAUGGAUAUGCUGAUCCCAACUCACAGAAGCAAGAGACCCGUUCUCACGAUGGGGUGACCCGUGGUUCCUACUCUUACGUUGAUGGCAGCGGACACAUACAGUCGCUUUCAUAUGUUGCCGAUCCACACCAUGGUUUUAAUGCUAUCGGAACGAAUUUGCCGAAGUCUCCAUUACCUCAAGAUACUCACUUUGCCGCCAUUCACGCCGCUGCUGCUCACUCCUACGUGCCAUACGCCCAACAUUAUCCACAACACAUUCCGGUUUUGACUCAUGACGGAGUUCCUGUAGACACUCCAGAAGUGCAACAUGCUCGCGCUGAGCAUUAUGCUGCAUAUGCUGCUGCUGCCGCCGCCGCAGCUGCGCAUCCAGAUCCUCAUGAUCCGCACGUUCAUCAUUUGUAUAAGCGUUCACUAUACGGACAUUCUUGGAACUAUGCGCACCAAAACGCUUUGUCCCACAUUCCGUUGACUCAUGGUGGAGUCCCUGUGGAUACUCCUGAUGUACAGGCUGCCAAGGCUGAACAUUUUGCCGCGCAUGCUAGAGCUUUAGGUCAUUCGACACAUGCCCAUGGUGCGCCCGUAGACACACCAGAAGUUGCUCAUGCUAAAGCUGCGCAUUAUUCUGCACACGCUGCUGCUCGUGCAGGUCAUUCUAUUGGUCACGCAGUACCUGCACAUGGUUACCACAUUCCUGUGAUUCACAAUGGGGUGCCGGUAGAAACGCCAGAAGUGCAACAUGCUAAGGCAGCGCAUUAUGCCGCUGUCGUAGAAGCGUCAGCACGAGCGGGUCAUGGUGGUUCACACGACGAAGGCCGUCACUACGACGGGCGAUGGGAUGGCCCAUAUGACGGUGGUUAUGCGGGCAGCUACAAACAUCCAGGACCUAUCCACAUCCCAAUCAUUCACAAUGGCGUACCAAUCGAGCCACCGGAAGUGCAACAUGCCCGUGCAGCACACUUGAAUGCUUUGGCCGCGGCAAGUCACGGUCCGGGACGAGAAGAUUAUUACAGCCAUGAAAAUGACGGCCAGUACAACUCCCACCAUUACUAAUUUCUGACAAUUACGCGUAGAAUAACGAAUUAAACACAUACAUACUUAUUAUCUCACUGCGGAUUAUCGGAACGGAAAGGAUUGAAUAUACAUACAUACAUAAAUGGAAUAACAUUAUCAAGAAACGAAUUACAUAUAAGUAAGCAGUAUAAGAAGUAUCGAAACGGGAAAGUAUAUACACAAUGCAAGA